AUGGCUGCACCACCACCACCACCUCCUCCUCCCCCACCACCAUCAGGUUUAGGGAAUUUACCACCAGGGCCUCCUCCAUCAAUGCCACCAGGCAGAGAUGCAUUGUUGGGAGAUAUUAGAAAAGGUGCGAAAUUAAAGAAAGCAACUACCGUGGAUAAAUCCAAACCCAUGAUAGAUUCCAAAGUAUCUGUAUCUAGCGCCCCACCUCAAAUGCUGGGCAGCAGUUCAGGAGUAACAAAUUCGCUGCCCUCUGCUCCUGCUGUUCCUCAAUUGGGCGAUAUAUUUGCUGGAGGUAUGCCUAAAUUGAAACAUGUAGACAAUAGGUCUGGAAUUGUGCCUUCAUCAGCUCCCAAAAUUCCAACCCUUAACACUGCCCAGGUGCCAUCAAGACCAAUAAAAGCCGAGUCUUCAAUUUCAGUCUCCACUCAAAAAUCCAGUAAUUUGCCACCACCAGUUCCACCGGUGGCACCUCCGAUUCCGUCGCAAGCUCCACCGCCACCUACAAUUCAAAAACGUACCCCUCCAAAAGUACCACCAACGAGACCCAAGAAAUCUUCACAUAUAAGGAAUUCAUCUCAAAAUAACAGUAAUGUACAAGAGCCUUCUUCGAAACCUCCACCAUUGCCAAGUGGUCCACCACCGGUACCAACAUCUGCGCCUCCUUUGCCAAACAAUAUUCCACCACCACCGCCACCAGCACCACAAGCUCCACCACCUACAGUAUCAGCACGACCAGAAAAAUCAAACCAAGGAAAUGUCCCAACUGCACCCCCCCUUCCAGCAGGAGGAUUGCCAUUUUUAUCUGAAAUCAAUGCUAAAAGAGAUGAUAAAAACGUCAUAAGUUCAGUACAAAGUUCUAACCCUGAAGCUAGUCCACCAGUACCAGGAUUCUUACCUCCUCCAAUUUCAAAGAACUCCUCAUCAAAUGCACCAGGUGUACCAAAUAUUCCACCACCACCACCUGCACCACCUGCACCACCUGCACUUCCAACGGCACCACCAUUACCGGCAUUGGGAACUUCAAAAAAGGAAAAUGAUACAACUAAAACCAAUUCAAGCAAUGUUGCACCACCUGCAGCUGGAGGUUCUUUACCAUUUUUAGCUCAAAUCAAUGCUAAGAGAAAUGAUAAAUUUGUCGUUGAUGGAAGCAAUAAUAGUUAUACCACAAAAAAUGGAGAAACACCCGAGUCUCUGUCUGGUGUAUCAAAAAAACAAACGGCAGACGCAAAGUUUUCUUCUUCAAGUAAUGCACCCCGCAACACCGGCAAAUCAUCAAUUGCAGGAAAACAUCAUAUGAGCUUCAAUCCAUUCUCGCAUAAUAAAAAGCAAGAAAACCAGACACCAAAUGCCCCACCGAUCCCACAAAAUGUACCACCCGUACCACCAAGUGGUCUACCCCAUGUGUCUGCUUCCAAUUCUGUCAAAGCCACACCACCAGUCGCACCUCCACCGCCAAGUGUACCUCAUGCUGUCCCACCAGCUCCACCAGCAAUACCAACUGCAGUACCUCCAACAUUACCAACAUCAGAAUCCUCUCAAAAUAAUGCAUCUUCUGUACCAACAAGCCUACCAAAGAGUGACCCACCUUUACCAUCCAACUCUGCACCGCCGCCACCUAGAACCAAAAAAGCUGCACCGCCACCCCCACCACCAACACAAGGUGCUGGUUCUGGAUACAAAUCCUCAAGCUCCACAUCGAGGGUUUCUUCGUCAAAUUUCAAUGAUUUAGACUUGAGACAAAAUGCAGGAACAAACUUGAGGAAAAUUUCGGCACUGGCAUACACGAUUAACCCUCGGAAUGCUAGUAAUGGAGAUUCCAAACCAGAGAAAUUGGUUAUCGAUGAUAAGAGAUUUAAAUUUGUCAAUGCUAACGCAUUACCCAAUCCAAGAAGGUUUGGUGAUAGAGGUGAAAAGGAAAAGUUGUACCCAAGUGGUAGAGGUUCUUCGGUGCCACUUGAUUUGAGUUUGUUUGCAUGA
Molecule: messenger RNA, 1977 nt
Organism: Candida dubliniensis CD36
Lineage: Eukaryota; Fungi; Ascomycota; Pichiomycetes; Serinales; Debaryomycetaceae
Gene: VRP1
Product: Vrp1p
Exons: 1
Coding region: 1-1977 (658 amino acids)
Molecular function (GO): actin binding
Source: RefSeq, a predicted model, not a curated record